Messenger RNA from Penicillium chermesinum, 1179 nucleotides. Its product is annotated as TFIIH/NER complex subunit TFB4. The coding region runs from base 1 to 1179 and encodes 392 amino acids. Lineage: Eukaryota; Fungi; Ascomycota; Eurotiomycetes; Eurotiales; Aspergillaceae. The transcript is spliced from 2 exons. Gene Ontology annotation, biological process: nucleotide-excision repair; regulation of DNA-templated transcription. Gene Ontology annotation, cellular component: transcription factor TFIIH holo complex; transcription factor TFIIH core complex. The record is from RefSeq and is a predicted model, not a curated record.
AUGGAUACCAUCGAUGCCUCGGAGCACUACGAGCUAGGCACCACCGAAAUUGCGCCCUCUCUUCUCACUGUUAUCAUUGACACGAAUCCCCAUGCUUGGGCCACCAUUGAAGAUGCCCUCCCAUUCUCGAAAGCCGUCGCGAACAUAUUAGUCUUCAUCAACGCCCACCUAGCCUGCAACUAUGCGAACGAAGUAGCUGUCGUUGCCUCCCAUCUCCAAAAAGCCGCAUGGCUCUACCCUGUUUCCCACCAUAGCCAGAAACCCGCAGAUCGUGAUGGCGACGUGGUCAUGAAUGGCGAUAGCAACGGUCCACAAACGAGCAAAUACCGCUCAUUUCGCCUCAUAGAAGAACAGGUCAAUAGGAGCUUGAAAGAUCUCCUUGAUUCAACAAGUAAUGAUGAUUUCCGGAGCAACACGUCUACAAUGCUAGCGGGCUCGCUCACCCUGGCACUUAGCAACAUCAACCGGCGCACAAUUGCGUGGGCCGAGGAGCAUGGUGGCACAAAACCAGACGAAGUCGCAGGUGACGGAGGCGGACUGGCUACUGCGAACGGAAGCGCAGCUGUGGAAGAUGACAGAAGUCUACAAAGUCGGAUCCUCAUCGUGUCAGUGAGCGGCUCCAGUGACUCGGCGCACCAGUACAUUCCCAUGAUGAACAGUAUCUUCGCCUGCCAGCGGCUUCGUAUUCCGAUUGACGUAUGUAAGUUGAGCGGUGAUGCUGUCUUUCUGCAACAAGCAUGUGAUGCUACCAAGGGUGUCUACAUGUCUCUUUCGGAGCCGCGGGGAUUCCUCCAAUACCUGAUGAUGGGCUUUCUCCCGGAUCAACGCUCGCGAAGACAUCUCGUGCUUCCGACGCGAAUCGACGUGGAUUUUCGCGCGGCGUGCUUCUGCCACCGCCGAGUCGUCGAUAUUGGAUUCGUCUGCUCUAUCUGCCUGAGUAUUUUCUGUGAACCCCCCGCAGGAAAUGAAUGUUUGACGUGUGGAUCUCCUCUGGACGCAGGGAACUUAGGGGGCAAAACCGGCUCUUCUUCCGAGAAAGAAGAAGAAGAAGAAGAAGAUCCCCCGAGUAAAUGGUGGUUCGGCGGAUGGGACGCCAAUGUCGGUGCCUGCGACUCCGACUCCAGGGCCUUGAAUAUCAUCAUCUUAGAUCUAUUCAAUGAAGGGUGGAACUUGCACUAA